Molecule: messenger RNA, 652 nt
Organism: Chrysemys picta bellii (western painted turtle)
Lineage: Eukaryota; Metazoa; Chordata; Testudines; Emydidae
Source: RefSeq, a predicted model, not a curated record
AUGACGAGCUGCGGCCUCCUGAACAGUUCCAACGAGCCGGGCACAAGAGCUGUACGGAGACGCUUGUUCUUGCUGCAGCAGGAGGGGGCCGGGGGCGACGUUUUCAGCUGCUCCCUGGGUAACCUGCCCCCUGGGGAGGAGGCGGCGCUGACCCUGCGCUACGUCUGCGAGCUGCCGCUGGAGCCCGAUGGAGCCACCCACUACGUGUUGCCAGCUGUGCUGUGCCCCCGCUACACGCCCCAUGGUGAGAUCCACAGAUCUCCCUGCUCCCGCCCACGUGCCCAUUUUCGCAGCCAGGCAUUUGCCUCCAGGAUGCAUCUGUCUCUGCCUGGGCCCCAUGCUCACUCCGUCUUUCUCUCUGCAGGGUGGGAUGGGGAGGACGUCACCCAGGGGGUCCCGCGAGUCCCCCAGGGGGAGCUGCCCUAUACCCUGAGCCUGAGCGCCACGCUGCAGUCGCCCCACAGCAUCGACCGCGUGCUCUCCAACUGCUCUCUCACCCCCCUGAGCUACACGGCUGGGAACCGGACCACCGCCCAGGUGUCUCUGGCUGAGGCCCCCCCGUGGGACCGAGACGUGGAGCUGCUGGUGUAUUACGCGGAGUCGCACAAACCCAGCGCGGUGCUGGAGGUCGGGUUGCCCGGAGCAGAGCCGG